UAGGAGUUGACCAAAGUUGACGGAAAAUUACGCGAAAAAAUCAGUACGAGUGGCGCGUCUCGUUUUUACCGGGCACGUUUGCCGUACGGAACUCGAGGAUCUCGCGGUGGAAUCGAGACGUUUUCUAAGCUUAAGGCGAUGGUACGAUGACCGCUCUUGGGUUUCUUGUGUACGCAUUCGUCGUAGUGGCAAGCUCAUUCGCGUACAACAAUGAUGACGAAUGCAUCUUUCCUUUUUUCGAUAGAGCUCAUAUAACAGCGACUUCCUUGCCCGAAAGAGGACCGUACAAUGCUAGGCUACAUGGAGAUUCCGCGUGGUCAUCAGAACUUAGCAGUUACAGUCAACAUCUUACUAUGGAGCUGGGGGACAUAUAUGAGAUACGCAGCAUUUUUACGUAGAUAAUUAUGAGACGAAG
This is a messenger RNA of Trachymyrmex septentrionalis, 415 nucleotides long. Its product is annotated as neurexin-4-like. The coding region runs from base 147 to 398 and encodes 83 amino acids. The transcript is spliced from 2 exons. The record is from RefSeq and is a predicted model, not a curated record. NCBI's taxonomy places the organism in Eukaryota, Metazoa, Arthropoda, Insecta, Hymenoptera, Formicidae.